Dendronephthya gigantea is the source of this 703-nucleotide messenger RNA. RefSeq lists its product as uncharacterized. NCBI's taxonomy places the organism in Eukaryota, Metazoa, Cnidaria, Anthozoa, Malacalcyonacea, Nephtheidae. The transcript is spliced from 3 exons. The record is from RefSeq and is a predicted model, not a curated record. The coding region runs from base 69 to 599 and encodes 176 amino acids.
AUUUUGUGUCGGUUCGUCAAGAUCACAUUUUUCUGGUGUCAUUGCUGAACCAUCAGGACAUUUCGACAAUGUCAAUGUCAUCAUGGACAAUAGUCGGCAUCGCCAUGUUAUGUUUUGCUGGUGCAACCAUCUUCAUCACAUUUUGUAUUAUCGCUAUAGCUUUUCGAGAAUAUAUAAACGGUUCUGGCUCCCCAUUCAAGUUGGCGUACAACAAACAAAAACCAUCCGUCCGAAACGAGAACGAAGUAAAAUCGUUAUCGGCAAACCGAGCAUGUAGUUUAAAGUCGCUGCAUGCUUACAAGCCAGAUUUAGCGGUGGAGGCCGAAAGAGAUUCACGUCGUAUUCUUGACAGAUCGUCCGCUUUCGAAUACUGGUGGGAUGACAACAAAUUUAAAACAACAUCAAAACCGAGCGGACGCUUUUAUACGAUUCCUAUCUUCUAUCAUGGCAACAGAAGCGAUAUGGGAAAGGCAGGUGGGAAUUUUACCGAGCCAAUGAAAACGUCAAAUAUUGACGGUGUUACCAAAAACUAUGCAUCAUCCUGGGCUGGUAAUAGCCUGGAUCGAGAUGGAUACACCAAGGGGGAUCUAAAAUUGUAGACGUCAUAACACUGUAUGAUUGUCAAUAAUUGUAUCUUAUAAUACCAAAAAUAACACAAAUAUAGUUUAGUCAGUUUAAUUUUGUUAAAUUAAAUUUUGUUCGA